This is a messenger RNA of Calliphora vicina (urban bluebottle blowfly), 2667 nucleotides long. It is a transcript of the gene Muc91C, whose product is annotated as Mucin 91C. Lineage: Eukaryota; Metazoa; Arthropoda; Insecta; Diptera; Calliphoridae. The transcript has 2 exons. Gene Ontology annotation, molecular function: transcription coactivator activity. The record is from RefSeq and is a predicted model, not a curated record. Gene Ontology annotation, biological process: positive regulation of transcription by RNA polymerase II. Gene Ontology annotation, cellular component: RNA polymerase II transcription regulator complex. Bases 1 to 2667 code for a protein of 888 amino acids.
AUGAAAUUAUUUACCACCACAGCUACGCUUUUAUGCGUUGCUUUGUUUUCACUAAGCGGUGAAGCCGCAAAACGUGAAGCACCUAUAGUCAAUGGUUAUUUACCACCAUCCUCAGGUCACAAGGGUGGUGGUAAUGGAGGCGGUAAUGGUGGCGGUUCGUAUAGUUCAUCUUCAAAUUCAUAUCUGCCUCCCGCUUCAGGCCCCGCUUCUAAUAGUUAUGCUCCUAGUGCUCCAUCGGGAGGCCCUUAUGCAAGUGCACCAGCCGCUCCUUCAAAAUCCUAUGGUCAUCCUCCAAGAAGCCCAUCUUCUAGUUACGGCCCCCCUAGUCGACCCAGCUCAAACUAUGGCCCCCCAAAAAAGAAUGGUUCUCGUCGCCCUUCUAACGGCUAUGGUGGUCGUCCAUCUAAUGGAUAUGGUCCACCAAAACAAUCAGGUUACGGACGUGGCCCAUCUUCUAGUUAUGGUCCUCCAAAAUCAUCCAAAACUCCAUCUUCAAGCUAUGGUGCUCCAUCUAGACCUUCUUCCAGCUAUGGUGCACCUUCAAAAUCUCCAUCUUCGAGUUACGGAGCACCAUCUAAAACUCCACCUUCAAGUUAUGGCGCUCCUGCUAAGGCUCCCUCUUCUAGCUAUGGUGCACCUUCAGCGCCAUCUAACAGCUAUGGUGCUCCCGCCAAGGCUCCCUCUUCCAGCUAUGGUGCACCUGCACCGCCAUCUAACGGAUAUGGUGCUCCCGCAAAGGCUCCCUCUUCUAGUUAUGGUGCUCCUUCUGCUCCUGCAUCCAGUUAUGGUGCCCCUGCUCCAUCUUCUAGUUACGGUGCCCCAUCUGAUGAAGCUCCACCUUCUAGCAGCUACGGUGCUCCUGCAAAGGCUCCCUCUUCAAGUUACGGUGCUCCUGCGAAGACACCCUCUUCUAGUUACGGAGCUCCUGCCAAAGCUCCAUCCAACGGUUAUGGUGCUCCAGCUAAGGCUCCUUCUUCAAGCUAUGGCGCUCCUUCUCAAGGAUCAUCCAACGGUUUCCAUCCUAUUCAACCACCAUCUACUAGCUAUGGAACUCCAGCCAAAGCACCAUCAUCAAGCUAUGGAGCACCAUCAGCUCCUUCAUCUAGUUACGGAGCUCCAUCAGCUCAAGAACCCUCAUCUAGCUACGGUGCUCCUGCUGCACAAGCUCCUUCAUCUAGUUAUGGAGCUCCUUCAGCACCAUCAUCAAGUUAUGGUGCUCCUGCUGCUCAAGCGCCUUCUUCCAGCUACGGAGCUCCAGCUGCACAAGCACCAUCAUCUAGUUACGGAGCACCUGCUGCUGAAGCCCCAUCAUCUAGUUAUGGUGCCCCCGCUCAAGCUCCAGCAUCAAGUUACGGUGCUCCUGCGGCUCAGGCACCAUCAUCCGGUUAUGGUGCUCCUGCUGCACAAGCCCCGUCUUCUAGUUAUGGGGCUCCUGCUGCUCAAGCCCCGUCAUCUAGUUAUGGUGCUCCUGCUGCUCAAGCCCCGUCAUCUAGUUACGGUGCACCUGCUGCUCAAGCACCGUCGUCUAGUUACGGUGCCCCUGCAGCUCAAGCCCCGUCAUCCAGUUACGGUGCUCCUGCAGCUCAAGCUCCAUCAUCUGGUUAUGGUGCUCCUGCUGCUCAAGCGCCGUCGUCCAGUUACGGAGCACCUGCUGCACAAGCCCCAUCAUCUAGUUAUGGAGCACCUGCUGCUCAAGCCCCAUCAUCCAGUUACGGUGCUCCAGCAGCUCAAGCUCCAUCAUCCAGUUACGGUGCUCCUGCAUCGAGUUACGGUGCCCCUGCUGCUCAAGCUCCUUCAUCAAGUUACGGUGCUCCUGCCGCCCAAGCUCCAUCAUCCAGCUACGGUGCACCUGCUCCAUCAUCCAGUUACGGAGCACCUGCUGCUCAAGCUCCUUCUUCCAGUUACGGUGCCCCUGCUCCCUCAUCCUCGUACGGUGCCCCUGCUGCUCAAGCUCCAUCUUCCAGUUAUGGUGCCCCUGCUCCAUCAUCCAGUUACGGUGCCCCAGCUGCUCAAACUCCAUCCUCCAGUUAUGGUGCCCCUGCUCCAUCAUCCAGUUACGGUGCUCCAGCAGCUCAAGCGCCAUCAUCCAGUUACGGUGCUCCAGCAGCUCAAGCACCUUCAUCAAGUUACGGCGCCCCCGCAUCUUCUAGUUACGAUGCUCCCGCUCCUCAAGCUCCAGCAUCUAGUUAUGGAGCUCCCAGUGGUCCAUCUUCUAGUUAUGAUACCCCAGCUCAACAAUCUGCUCCCGGUUACUCAUCAGGUCCUUCGUCCAGUUACGAUGCCCCAGCUCAACAGCCGUCAUCGAGUUAUGGUGCCCCCACUGCUCCCGCAUCAAGUUACAACGGCCCAUCAGCUCCUAGCUCAUCAUACGGUGCACCUUCCCAACAAGGAGGUUCAUCAAAUGGAUACAGUGCACCGUCCUCUAGUUAUGGUGCCCCUUCAGGACCAGCUUCAUCGUACCACGCUCCCUCAGCUCCUUCUUCGUCUUACGGUGCUCCUGCAACUGGUAAUGGCGGCAAUGGUGGCAAUGGCGGCAAUGGUGGCUAUGGUGGCAAUGGUGGUAAUGGUGGCAAUGGUGGCAGCGAUGGUUACGCAUACUCUGCUCCCAGUAAAAUACCUGAAACCAUACCCCAAGGUUAUUCAUCCGGUGGUGGUUACACUUAUUAG